UGCCUGUUUGUGGCUAAACUUUUGCCUCCUUUACUAUGUUUCCCUUUAAAAUCAAUUGUUUUUAUUAAUUUGUUUCUAAAAACUUUUGGAGAGAAACGUCGCCAAAAAAUUGCAUAACUCCAAGAGACGGACAGACAAACCCAACAAUUCUAAAAUUAUCAUCUAGGGCAAUUCCUAUUCUCCUACUCACACACACCCAAUUAUAAUAUAUUGAUGUUUUGUAUUUAAAUUUGUUUCGUUUUUAAUCAAGUUUUGUUUAGUUAAGUUUGAGUUGGUUAAGUUUUGAUUAAAUUUACAUAGCGCUAUGGAUAUACUAUUUAAUAAUGUGAAUAAAAUAAAAAUAAAAAGUUCAUUUCUCCUAAUAUCAAAUGGUUUUUCAUGCAAAAUUGUUGGUAAAAAGAAUACCGAUAUUGAAUUAUCAAGCGAAUUUUUAAUGUUACCCGGUGAUCAUGGGCACAGGAAACUUUCUAUUAAACAUGUUAUCCAUAUAGAGUUUAUGGAUAAUUCUGAACAAAAGGAAGCUGGUUUGGUUAUUCAUGUCAAUAUUUAUGGUAUGAGGGUACUUAGACAAUACUUUGCGGAGGAAAGAAAUGAAACAACGGAUUACAAACGUUUAUGUUCGCGAUCACAGCUUAUCGUAUUUGACAUUCUUAACUACAACGACAUGCAUCAUAUUCGUCAAAUACUUAGCAAUGCAAGUAUUUUUCAUCACAAUUAUUUACAGGAACCGAAUAAAUCCACUAUUGGAAUGAGAACCAAACAAAUAAUAGCUUUUUCAAGAUAUAAAGAAUUAGUGGAAUCAAUUCCAUACCGGAAGUGGUCACUUCAUCUAAAUAAUUUAGGGUUCAUUCCUCCCAUAAAAUUGGAUCAAUCAUCACAACAUAUUCCAAUAAUUUCGAGAAUGCAAAAUGAUCAAUGGGUGGUCAACGAUGAAUUACAAACGUUUGUCAGGGCUGAUCCGAAAAAAUUAAAUAAAAGUAUUGAUACUAUUCAAGAACAACCAAACUAUCUCGGUACUUAUUUAGUUUCCCCCCCCCAGCCAGUUUUUUCGAAAAUUAUGUAA
Molecule: messenger RNA, 1063 nt
Organism: Meloidogyne enterolobii
Lineage: Eukaryota; Metazoa; Nematoda; Chromadorea; Rhabditida; Meloidogynidae
Source: the annotation of a GenBank genome assembly